GCGGUCGUAGAAUAGUUCCGUCUUUUUGCCCUGGCUAUUGCUCACUUGGGAUAGUCCCGGAAAGAGUUGACAGGUGGAGGUUUCCAGACUCUCGAACCGUUGGGGCCGGCGAUACUUGGAGAGUCCUAUUAGUUCGUUCUGCAAAAUUGGAUGCACUAAAUCGAGUUGGGUGAACCGCCUAGGAUGGCUGUUCUAAGCGCAAGAAAGAGAGAUCUUGCCAAUGCUAGUAAUGCCUGUGCUUGGAUUUGUUCUUAGCAGCUUGCCAUCUGAGGCACAAUUGUGAUCGGCAUGAACGCCUUCCGAGAUCUCGUUUCUGUUGGCGCCAAUUCCCUUCCCAGAACCCUCCAUCCUUCGCACAUCUACCUAUAUAAACCGUCAAACCUCCCCGCCAUGUAUAUUCGUUAUAUCUUCCCCUUCCCCAAUACAUUUAUUUCUUCCCUGCCAACCUUCCGUCCGCCAUGACCGAUUCCAAGAUUGUCGUAUGCACUCGCAGACGCUAUCUUCCUCUCUUUACGGCCCCUCCCUACCGCGAAUGAUGGCCGGUACGAUGCGCAGGUGAAGCCCCCGACCGAAUAUAUGGACCCGGAUGGCAACCACUCUGAACUCUACAAAGUGGCUGAGUAUGUUCACGAUCGUAUCCAGAAGGGUCCCUUAAUCGAUGAUCCAAUGCUUUUGCCAAAACUCCUACAGGCUGCUAGGAAUAAGGACGCAUUUGAUGAUCGAAGCCGUCUGUUUAAUGAGGCGUUGUAUUUCCUCAGCCGAUUACCUCAAGAAUCUAAGAUCUCGAAGCAGCUGAAUGAGAUCGUGAUUGGCGCACUGUAUAACACCGUACCCCACCCCCCGGCUGCCUUCAUUGGCACAAACUCUAACGGCACGAGUCCACUGUGGCAAAAUAUCUCACCGCCGUCAGCUGAAGAUGCUCAAAGUCUGAGGUCGUUAUAUGCUUCUCGAAGUGCGGAUGGAAGUGGAAAUAGUCCUCUGACGCCGGGACUGGGUCAAGCUGGAACGCCUUAUGCAAGAAGCGUACAAAAUAAACAUCCAUUACCUCCUCACCUCUUUCCCGACACCGGACUUGUUUUUGAUGCACUCCUCAAAGCACGAGAUUUCAAACCUCAUCCUGGAGGAAAUUCUUCGCUCACCUUCGCGUAUGCGUCCCUGGUCACUCACCAGUUAUUCCGCACGGAUCCUCGGGACAUGUCGAAGAAUAACACGUCUUCUUAUCUCGACCUUUCUGUCCUAUAUGGGAUUAACCAGCAGCAGCAGGACCUUGUUCGUGACAAGGAACACGGUCGUGGACUUCUUUACCCAGAUGCCUUCGCAGAGGACAGACUUGUCCUUGUUCCUCCGGCAGCAUCGGCUUUGCUGGUAAUGUUCAGCCGGAACCAUAACUAUAUUGCCGACAUGCUACUGAAGAUCAACGAAAGAGGGCGUUGGACUAAUCCUCCGCCGGAGGACCCGACAAAGCGAGCCGUUCAGGAUGAAGAGAUCUUCCAAACCGCACGGCUAGUUAAUUGCGGACAUUACAUGUCCACAAUCUUCGGCGAUUAUGUGGCUGGAUUUUUAGGUACGGGGCGUGAAGGUAAUAGUUGGGUUCUCCAGCCAUUCGAUCCUAUCAAGACGUCUCAGGGCGUCGUUGAACGCGGAGAGGGCAACCACUGUUCGGUUGAGUUCAAUCUCCUGUACCGCUGGCAUGCAACAACGGCCAAAGAGGAUAUCAAGUGGACUGAAGACUUGUUUAAGAGAACCUUCGGUGACAAACCGGCGUCUCAGCUCACGCUUGAGGAUUUUGGUCCCGGUGUUACCAAGGUCUGGUCUACGGAAGUUGACCCGAACCCUAGGACACGAACCUUCGCUGGUCUUAAGCGUGGUUCUGAUGGCAAGUUCAGCGAUGACGAUCUCGCGCGCGUGUUACAAGAUGCAACGGACAAACCAGCCGGGGCCUACCGUGCUCGUGGUACUCCAGAAGUACUUCGCCUCAUAGAGAUCAUGGGUAUGGAGCAGGCCCGCAAGUGGGGUGUUUGCAGCAUGAAUGAGUUCCGAAAGUUCCUUGGGUUGAAGCCCUUCGCCAACUUCAAGGAAUGGAACAGCGACGAAGUGAUCGCACGCACUGCGGAACAGUUGUAUGGUCACAUUGAUAAUCUGGAGUUAUAUCCCGGACUUCAGGCAGAAGAGAUCAUUCCUCUCGGACGUGGCUCUGGUCUCUGCUGUGGCUAUACCAUGACUCGCGCUAUCCUUGGCGAUGCGAUUGCCCUUGUUCGUGGCGAUCGUUUCUACACGACGGAUUAUACCCCGACAAAUCUGACCGCGUGGGGCUACCAGGACUGUGCUCGGGAUCCCAACAACGGUGCAUUCGGAGCAGCGUUGCCCAAACUCCUACUUCGUCAUCUUCCUCGUCACUAUACGUCCAACAGUGUUUAUGGCCUCUUCCCAUUCUUCACCCCGGAGACGUCUCACCAGACGUUAACCAAAUUGAAGGUUGUAGAGAAGUACACCUUUAAAAGGACUCUGCCACAGCCGAUCCCCAAAACAGUCAACACGAUGGUUGGCCUUCGACAUGUCUUCAGUAAGCCCGACAUCUAUAAGACUACCUAUGGUGAGGAUAUGCGCAACUUGACCAAUGGCUUCGGCUUCAUGUUGGUCUUCGAUGAUGGAGCCAAACACAAUUGGUACCGUAAAGAAGUCAUUCGGGCAUUGUUCCCAGAUCAUGACACUUGCAAUGGCUACGUUGCUUGGUACAAGGCGAAGACCCAGGAGCUGCUCCAGGAGUAUUCAUACAAAAUCGACGGUGUGCCUGGAACACGCGUCGAUAUCGUACGAAAUGUUAUCAACCUCGUCGCUGUCCACUGGGCUUCCGGUUGGCUCGUGGGCGCCCCUUUGAAAACGAGGCAGCAUCCAAUAGGUCUCUUCACCGAGCAGGAGAUGUAUGACGUCCUCAUGCUUCUCUGUACUUGUGUCUUUAUCAACGUCCUUCCCGAACACGGAUUCUUCCUCCGAUCACAGGCUAAAGUGAUCGGUGACAAGAUCAACGGCCUCAUUGAGAGCAGCAUCGAAGCCGCUGCACCUCAAACAACUACCCGUUUGUCUCAUUUCGUAAACAAGAUCACCAGUUAUAUAUGGGCCGAAGAAGAGAAGCUUUGCUAUCCUUUCCUCAGACGGCUGGCUGCCAUCGGUAUUGAGCGGAAGGAGAUGGUCUCGCAAGUCAUUGGUUUGGCAGUCGGAUCUUCUGUCAACUAUGCUCAAUCUAUCGCACAAGUCGUAGACUUCUAUCUUGACGAUGAGCGGGCUGCAGAACGAGCUGAGAUUGUCAAGCUCGUGAAGCGAAACAACCCAGAAGCAACAGAACUUAUUCAUGGGUACAUCAGAGAGGGACAAAGACUGGCUCCUCAGUUCCCUGGCUUGUUGCGGGUGGCUGUAAAGCCCGAUCAAGUUCCUCUUGGUGCCGGGUUACCGCCUCUUGCUGUCCAGCCCGGAGAUAUCAUAUUCUCGAGUUAUUUCAACGCCCAGCGCAAUCCAACGGACUUCCCCGAUCCUCUCAAAGUCAACCCUCGACGCCCCAAAGACGUUUACCAGAAUCAAGGCUCCGGUUUCCAUGUCUGCCCCGGAGUUGACUUCACACUAAUGACUGCAACAGAGAUCAUGAAGAUCAUCUUCAGCUUACCCAACCUUCGUCGUGCCCCCGGCGCGGCAGGGCGCAUGGCGAGCUUCAUGACCCAACAGAUUGCUGGUACCGAUAACCGAAUGUAUCUUGAUAACACCAGCAAGGAGACACCUUGGCCAGGGUCUCUAACGGUUGUAUACGACGCAUAAUGGCUACUUGCGGAGGGUAUUUAUUCUACCCUAUUUAACAUAAUGUUGUAAUAUACUAUUUUGUUGUAACGACAUGUGAACGAUGUUGUUUCUCUUGGUUCGGUGUGUAUUGCUCCCAAUAAUAAUGAGAUAUCGACGUCAUUAGCUCGACCUCCGCAUGAUUGGUUGUACCACAACGCCCACAUUGUUCAGUACUGCAUCAAUACCUGAUUGUAUCAUCAUGAACUUGGCCACCGUUUUCCAUUGCCUUCAAUAAAAAUCAGGUUUAAGA
Somion occarium is the source of this 4078-nucleotide messenger RNA. NCBI's taxonomy places the organism in Eukaryota, Fungi, Basidiomycota, Agaricomycetes, Polyporales, Cerrenaceae. The record is from the annotation of a GenBank genome assembly.